This is a messenger RNA of Polistes dominula (European paper wasp), 1270 nucleotides long. RefSeq lists its product as uncharacterized. The record is from RefSeq and is a predicted model, not a curated record. Gene Ontology annotation, biological process: DNA-templated transcription. Gene Ontology annotation, molecular function: DNA binding. Lineage: Eukaryota; Metazoa; Arthropoda; Insecta; Hymenoptera; Vespidae.
AUCAAAUAUUUAUUAAUUAUCUUAUUAAUUUUAAUUUUAUAAUAAAUGAUACAAAAUUUAAAUGAUACUUUAAGUUGCGUUAAUAAUACCAGAUGGCGCUAUCUCAAGGUAUUAUAGAUGAGGUUAUAUCGCAACCUAAUCAAGUGAAACCUAUAAUCGUUCAGUUUCAAAAUGGUCAGCUGGCGGAUGAAGAGACUGAGAAUAUAUCUUGUGGAUUAUUCCAUGAUAAACAAAAAGAUAAAAAGUUAUUGGCUGUAUCCUGUAGACAAAUGGUAUAUAAAGGAUAUAAACCAGAUGAUAAACAGCAACUUAUGAACACAAUGCUUUUACUUCAUAAUAAAAGAACUGGAAAAGUUAGAUUGGUCGAAGCAGAAAGGUGGUCUGUAAAUGCUGUUCUUGAUAAACAAGUGUUAGAUAACGAUAAACAUACAAGCGAUGAGAAAAUGGUAUUAUUGAAUAAAAAAUUUGGUUCUAAAAAAGCUAAGAGAAAAACCGAGCAAUACGAAAAAAUGAAAGUUAAUGUUGACGCUGUUAAAGAUGAUCUUGAAAAAACUGUCGCAAACAUCAAAAUAGAUAAAGAAGAUUUAAAAACCCCAACAACAGAUGAGAUUAUAACCGACAUACAUAUACCUCCUUGUAACAGAGAUGCUUGCAAUGUCGAAGAUGUUUAUAAUUUGAAUGACAUUGUGCCAGAAAAUAUAUUAGAAACUCUUAAUGAAGCAUCUAACAAAAUCAUCCAGUGUGUCCCCACAGGCAAAUCCAAGUAUUUCAUGUAUAUCAUUAGAUCUUUAAAAUCAGACCCAGAUUACAUCAAGAAAGUUUCUAUUCUAUUAUAUAUGGAUGCAGUUUCCAAAUGGUUAAAUAUUCCUAUAAAAGAUGUGAAGAAACGUGGAGCUUCUAUUUGCCCUGAAUCUGAAGAAAUUAAUUCACAUAUUAUCGAUACUUAUAGCAUACAAAGUAAUGGUGGAAGAUUGAGACCAGCUAGUAUGAAAGAUAAAGCUAUUAUACAUUGUUUAAUCUUAGGUCUAAUAAUUUCCAAUUACGUAAUAAAUAUAGAAUUACUUGCAACUAUGUUACAAAGUAGAAUAGGAAUAAAGAAAUUAUCUAAUCUUUCAAGAAUAGUUGGAAUGGUCCCUUGUAAAAAUGAUAAGAAUUCAUACACUUUGAAACUACCUCUACCGAAGCAAAUUUCUAUGGUUAAAAAAGGAAGAAGGCAAACAUUAUAAAUAUCAUUAAAAAUGACCAAAAUAAUUGUAACAUUUUAUUAUAA